ACGAAAACGUUGGAUAAAGAUGGAUAAGUGGUUUGAAUACAAAGGGGCGCUUUUCGAUCCACGGAUGUUCACCAAAGAGUCGCUUGACGUCAUACCUGAUUACGUCAUACGUGACGACGAUGUCGUCAUUGUUACCUAUCCAAAAGCAGGGACGAACUGGAUUAUAGAGAUCGUGAACAAGCUGCUGAGGGCUGCUGGGAAGACUGACGUCACGACAGAGGAUAUCCCGUGGGCCAUCGAGUCCACCUUACCGCAGUUCGGACAGCCUGGUCACGUGAUCCUCAAGGACCAACCAUCGCCCAGGAUUCUCCACACGCACCUUCCGUACCAUCUGGCGCCAAACAUGGUCACAAAUCCGGAAGGAAAGGUGAAAGCUAUAGUGUUGAUGAGGAACCCUAAAGACACGGUGGUGUCUUCGCAUCAUUUUAAUCGCAAGAUGCAAGCAUCACUGGGCGCGCCCUCGGAUGUCACACCCUGGGACAAGUAUUUACAAUGUUUUUUGGACGGGAAAGUAAUGUACGGUGAUUUCUACGACCACGCGCUGGGCUGGUGGCAGAUGAGAGACGAUCCACAUUUCCUGUUCCUGAAGUAUGAAGACAUGAAGAAGGACCUGUCCAGUGUUGUUAUGAAGAUAAAGGAAUUCUUGGACAUCACUUUGGAUGACGUCACCACGGCAAGCAUCAUCGAGUCCUUCAGUUUUGCCAACCUGACAUCUGCUUGGAAAACUUCCGGAAAUCAACUCAAAACUUUCAUCGCAAGAAAAGGUGUGGUUGGCGACUGGAAGAACCAUUUCUCGGAGCCUCAGAGUGAAGCUUUCGACGCCAGGUACAGGGAGAGGCUGGAGGGGACUGGUCUACAGUUUGACUUUGAGUAGGGCCAGAAUAUGGAUGACUACCGCGAAUUUCGUACCACAAUGCUGUAAACCCUACAAAAUAGCAGCAGAGUGAGCAAUUUUAUGUAAUAAAUUGCAAAAAAAAUAGGAAAACGUGUUUCUAAAGUAUCAAAAAUACAUUUUCUAUAUUUCUAAUACUUAGCGUUCUCUAAGAAAAGGUCCAAAAUAACUCCUUCGAGCCGGAUUCGAACCAGCGACCUAAGGAUGACAACAUGUAUCCGCUACAGUCCUCCGCUCUACCAACUGAGCUAUCGAAGGAACGAUAACGUUGUGCGAAGCCGCAUCCGUAACAAGUGUAUCACAAGGAACCCUCUUGUAGAAAACGUUUUCUUUGAAGAUAUUGUGAUCGUCGUAUGACAUGAUAAAUUUAUUAGACACUCAUGUAAACAUUGAUUCAAUGAUAAUCGCUAUGGCUCGAGCUCAUCAAACCAUUCGCGAUUUUACAGCUUUAGUGGCAAUGUUAAUAAUGUUUACUAAAAUAUUGCUUUGACAAAUUUCAUACCGCAUUUUCUAAAUUUUUUCUAUGUUGUAGAGGAAAAUGGGGUCCUUUAAUUAUUGUUUCGGUCCGAUUUCUUUGGUGAAGAAAAACAAACAAACAAAUAAACAAACAAACAAACAAAAAUAACUUAGCCCCCUGUGAGAUUUGAACUCACGACCCCUGGUUUACAAGACCAGUGC
Molecule: messenger RNA, 1570 nt
Organism: Branchiostoma belcheri (Belcher's lancelet)
Lineage: Eukaryota; Metazoa; Chordata; Leptocardii; Amphioxiformes; Branchiostomatidae
Product: sulfotransferase family cytosolic 1B member 1-like
Exons: 6
Coding region: 20-874 (284 amino acids)
Biological process (GO): sulfation
Cellular component (GO): cytoplasm
Molecular function (GO): sulfotransferase activity
Source: RefSeq, a predicted model, not a curated record